CUGGAGAAGAUGCCAAUCCAGAUCUUCUGCUCUGUGUCAUUCUCCUCUGGAAAGGAGGCCCCAGGGCCUUUGGGAGAUGUUUGGGGUCCCCACCAGCGGCAGCAGCGAGACAGCUCAGAAUCGGAAGAGGAGGAAGAAGAGAAGGAAAACGAGGCAGCUAGGAAGGAGGCCAGAGAGGGGGAUUUCCCUGUGGACUUGGUGGCCUUCGCCAACAGCUGCACCCUCCACGGCGCCAGCCACAUCUUCGUGGAAGAGGGUCCAGGGCUGAGGCAGGCUCUGUGGGCAGUGGCCUUUGUCCUAGCACUGGGUGCCUUCCUGUGCCAGGUAGGAGACCGCGUUGCCUAUUACCUCAGCUACCCGCACGUGACUCUGCUGGACGAGGUGGCCACCACUGAGCUGGCCUUCCCAGCGGUCACCUUCUGCAACACCAACACUGUGCGGCUGUCUCAGCUCAGCUACCCUGACUUGCUCUACCUGGCCCCCAUGCUGGGGCUGGAUGAAAGUGAUGACCCCGGGGUGCCCCUUGCCCCCCCAGGGCCAGAAGCCUUCUCUGGGGAGCCCUUUAACCUGCACCGCUUCUACAAUCGUUCCUGCCACCAGCUGGAGGACAUGCUGCUCUACUGCUCCUACUGUGGGGGGCCCUGCGGCCCUCACAACUUCUCAGUGGUCUUCACUCGAUAUGGAAAGUGCUACACGUUCAACUCGGGCCGAGAUGGACGUCCGCUGCUGAAGACCAUGAAGGGUGGGACGGGCAAUGGGCUGGAGAUCAUGCUGGACAUCCAGCAGGAUGAGUACCUGCCCGUGUGGGGAGAGACCGAUGAGACAUCUUUUGAAGCGGGCAUCAAAGUGCAGAUCCACAGUCAGGAUGAACCUCCCUUCAUCGACCAGCUGGGCUUCGGCGUGGCCCCAGGGUUCCAGACCUUUGUGGCCUGCCAGGAGCAGCGGCAGCUCAUCUACCUGCCCCCGCCCUGGGGUACCUGCAAAGCUGUUACCAUGGACUCGGAUUUCUUCGAAUCCUACAGCAUUACUGCCUGCCGCAUCGACUGUGAGACCCGCUACCUGGUAGAGAAUUGUAACUGCCGCAUGGUGCACAUGCCAGGGGAUGCCCCGUACUGCACUCCAGAGCAGUACAAGGAGUGUGCGGAUCCAGCUUUGGACUUCCUGGUGGAGAAGGAUCAGGAGUACUGUGUGUGUGAAAUGCCCUGCAAUCUGACCCGCUAUGGCAAGGAGCUGUCCAUGGUCAAGAUCCCCAGCAAGGCAUCAGCCAAGUACCUGGCCAAGAAGUUCAACAAGUCUGAGCAGUACAUAGGGGAGAACAUCCUGGUGCUGGACAUUUUCUUUGAAGUCCUCAACUAUGAGACCAUUGAGCAGAAGAAGGCCUAUGAGAUUGCAGGGCUCCUGGGUGACAUUGGGGGCCAGAUGGGGCUGUUCAUUGGGGCCAGCAUUCUCACAGUGCUGGAACUCUUUGACUACGCCUACGAGGUCAUUAAGCACAAGUUGUGCAGACGAGGGAAGUGCCAGAAGGAGGCCAAAAGGAGCAGCGCAGACAAGGGUGUGGCCCUCAGCCUGGAUGACGUCAAGAGACACAACCCCUGUGAGAGCUUGCGGGGCCACCCUGCCGGGAUGACGUAUGCUGCCAACAUCCUACCUCACCAUCCGGCCCGAGGCACUUUUGAGGACUUUACCUGCUGAGCCCUGCAGGCCACUGUACCAAAGGCCUAGAUGGGGAGAGCUAGGAGAGUAAGGGGGCCCCCAGCUGCCCCCUACAUCUGCCCUGGGGAACCACUCACCCCUCCCAAGGCAGCCCCAUUUCUGGGCAGUCCUUUCCUCUUGACUGUGGUGAGGAAGGAGUCUUGACCAUAGAGUCCUCUCCCUGUCUCUAUACCAUUCUUUUUAUUUUUAACAAAACUAAUCUAAAAAAAAAACUAAAAAGAGAGAACUGGGCAAGUGACCUCAGGCUACCCCUCUCUGCUCCAUGCUGCCUCCCCUGGCUCCCAGCCUGAAUUCUAUGUCCGGCUGUCUGUCUGGCUGUCUGUCAUCUGAGUGUCCACCUGCAUUUUGCUGCCACCAGUCACCAAAGCCCCUCCUAGUGGUGGUGGGGUGGGGGAGGGGAUCCUCCAGAUCCGUAAUUUGGCCCCAAACCAGAGAAUGUACCCUGAAGGGGAGGGAUAGUGGUGGUGAUGGGGGACUCCCCCAGCCUUAAGAGACACUCUUAGCCCAGUGACCACUCCCCAGCCCCAAGUCUCUAGGCAGGAACUAAGACUCUAGCCUCCUCCUCCACACGCAGCAUGUGAAGUUACUAGGGAGGUGGGGGUGGGGACCCCCUGAAGAAGUGGCGAUGAGGACAAAAUGUGGCCCUGGUGCUGUAGGCCACAUCCUGAUAUUCCCAUCUCAGAGCUGCUGGCGAAAAAUCCCCAAGAGGAAGCCUUCCUCUCCCAUCCCAUCCAAGAUCCAGCUGGUUGGCUUCCAGCUCAGGGAGAGGGGCGCUGGUGCCUAAUCUCACUGGUCCCGCUCCCAGGGGCCCCUGCAGAGGGCCACAUCCAUAAAUUUUCUUAUGGAACUGUCCCAAGUCCUCUUCCCCAACUUCAUUUGCUUCUCUCAACAACCUCAUCUGCAUUUUCUAUUUCUAUGUGAUAUAGACUCUAUAUUGCUAUAUCUCUGUAUAUAUAUAUACUCUCCCCUAACUCUGUCUGUCUCUGCCCCAUCCCCUUUUGUCUCUAAGAACCAUCCUCCCACCCCAAGAACCCCUUCCCAUGUUUCUGCUCUCUCCCUGGUCUCUGAAUGCCUUCACCUGUAUAAAGAGUUGGACUCUCUCCCCUGGUGUCUGUACUGUGUACACACAUCCCUCUGAGAAGCACAAGGAGACGACAUGCGCAUUGUAACCUUCGCACUCUCUCAGUGGCGACAUAAAGGAAGCUGUGAAUCACAAGCUCUGCCUCUUUUGGCCUCACCCUUUCCUUCCAAACUGGGCAUCCUCUGUCCUCCCUGCAGCCUUAACAUUCCCUUCCCUUCUCCACCCACCCCAAUGCCUUUGUCUGGCUGCCUGUGGCCUCCCAAGGGAUGGGACUGGUAUAGAGAGAACCCUCACCCAAGGGAUGGAGAUCUGCUCUGCAUAUCAAGCCAAGGGCUUCAAAGACUGAGGGAACUAUGGAUCAGUGACUCCUGCAGGUGAAGCAGUGGGGUGCUGACUGGCAGAAGCCGCGGUCCUCAGUCAGUGGCCUUUCUCUCCUUCUAGGUGCCCAGCCCCCUUUCCUCACCUGAUACCCAAGCCCAACACUUAUAUUUUCUGGUGAGGUACAGUUUGGUAGUGGGAGGAAAGAGAGGGGAAAUUGAAAGCUAUUCCUACCUUAAAGAGAAGCGAGUGAGUUAGAGGGCCUGCUGUGCCCCCUCCACCAGACAGUCCUCCCAGGCCAGGGUCCUGCUCCUUCCCAGGCCUUUAGCUAUCUCUAGAUCUCCAACCUCAGAACAGGACCUGUGGUAGGUCACCUGUGCAUUGACCUGGAGCUGGAGAGUGAAGCUAUAGGAUCUUUGGGAAUUCUUAGUUCCUAGUAAAUAGUUCCUUAGAGAGAAGACCUCUACAGAGAGGAGCAGGAGCAAGGCCAAAGGGUGUGCAUCAGCUGGAGAACAACAGUCAGGGCUAUGGGUGACGCAUGCCUCUGGUCUAAUAAACUGGGU
Messenger RNA from Artibeus jamaicensis (Jamaican fruit-eating bat), 3675 nucleotides. It is a transcript of the gene ASIC1, whose product is annotated as acid sensing ion channel subunit 1. The record is from RefSeq and is a predicted model, not a curated record. NCBI's taxonomy places the organism in Eukaryota, Metazoa, Chordata, Mammalia, Chiroptera, Phyllostomidae. Gene Ontology annotation, cellular component: membrane. Bases 10 to 1692 code for a protein of 560 amino acids. Gene Ontology annotation, biological process: sodium ion transmembrane transport. The transcript is spliced from 10 exons.